AUGGCUGAACACAGUGAAGCCGCAUCCACUGUGUUUUUUUCUGUCACUGCUUUUACGACCCAUCAGGUGGUGUGCAUCAACAACAUCAACUUCCAGAGGAAGUCUGUCAUCGGCUAUGUCGAGCUGACCAUUUUCCCCACAGUGGUGAACCUCAACCGGAUCAAGCUCAACAGUAAACAGUGCCGCAUCUACAGGGUUCGAGUCAAUGAGCUAGAAGCCCCGUUCAUCUACAAUGACCCCACGCUAGAGGUGUGCCACCAUGAGUCUAAGCAGAGAAAUCUCAACUAUUUCUCUAGUGCCUAUACAGCAGCAGUGAGUGCUGUGGACCCUGAUGCAGGACAUGGGGAGCUGGUCAUCAAAGUUCCCUCUGAGCUCUGGAAACAAGGAGAUGAUUUGAAGGUUUUAAAGGUGUACAUAGAAUUUUCCCUGGACCAGCCUAAAGGGGGUCUCCACUUUGUUGUUCCUGAUGUGGAGGGCAGUAUGGCGGAGAGAGGAGCUCAUGUGUUUUCUUUUGGAUACCAGAACUCCACCAGGUUCUGGUUUCCCUGCGUGGAUUCAUACUCAGAGCUGUGUACGUGGAAGCUGGAGUUCACCGUGGAUGCUUCCAUGGUGGCAGUGUCCUGUGGGGACCUGGUGGAGACCAUCUACACCCAUGACAUGAGGAAGAAGACUUUCCACUAUGUCCUCCCCAUUCCCACAGCGGCCCCUAACAUCUCCCUGGCUGUGGGGCCCUUUGAAAUCCUGGUAGACCCCUACAUGCAUGAGGUGACCCAUUUCUGCCUGCCGCAGCUGCUGCCGCUGCUCAAACACUCUAUGUCGUACCUGCAUGAGAUCUUUGAGUUCUAUGAAGAGAUCCUGACGUGCCGUUACCCUUACGCCUGCUUCAAGACUGUGUUUGUGGACGAGGCCUAUGUGCAAGUGUCCUCCUAUGCAUCCAUGAGCAUCUUUAGUACCAACCUGCUUCACAGUGCUAUGAUCAUAGACCAGACCCCACAGACUCGCCGCUGUCUGGCCCAGGCCCUGGCUCAGCAGUUCUUUGGCUGUUUCAUCUCCAGGAUGUCAUGGGCUGAUGAGUGGGUGCUGAAGGGAAUCUCAGGUUACAUCUACGGCCUCUACUUGAAGAAAACCUUUGGCGUCAAUGAGUAUCGCCACUGGAUAAAAGAGGAGCUGCAUAAGAUUGUGGACUAUGAGCUAAAGAUGGGAGGGGUUCUGCUGCACCCAACCUUCAGUGGAGGCAAAGAGAAAGACAAUCCAACUCCCCACCUCCACUUCUCAAUCAAGCACCCCCACACAUUGUCCUGGGAGUACUACAAGAUGUUCCAGUGUAAGGCCCACCUGGUGAUGAGGCUGAUAGAGAACAGGAUCAGCAUGGAGUUCAUGUUGCAGGUUUUCAACAAGCUCCUGAGUCUGGCCAGUACGGCCUCAUCCCAGAAGUACCAGAGUCACAUGUGGAGCCAGAUGCUUCUGUCUACUCACGCUUUCCUCAAAUCCAUCUCCAACGUCUCUGGCAAAGACAUUGGCCCGCUCAUCAAACAAUGGGUAGACCAGAGCAGUGUGGUGAAAUUCUUUGGAAGUUUUGCCUUCAACAGGAAGAGGAACGUGCUGGAGCUGGAGAUCCGUCAAGACUACACGUCAUCUGGAACCCAGAAAUAUGUGGGUCCCAUCAAGGUGACAGUGCAGGAGUUGGAUGGGUCCUUCAACCACACUCUGCAGAUAGAGGAGAACAGCCUCAAACAUGACAUCCCCUGCCACUCCAAGAGCAGACGAAACAAGAAAAAGAAGAUCCCUCUGAUGAAUGGAGAGGAGGUCGACAUGGAUCUGUCAGCUAUGGAUGCCGACUCUCCUCUCCUCUGGAUCCGGAUCGACCCAGACAUGUCCAUCCUGAGGAAGGUGGAGUUUGAACAGGCCGACUUCAUGUGGCAGUAUCAGCUACGCUAUGAGAGGGAUGUGGUUGCACAGGAGGAGGCUAUCUCAGCGCUGGAGAAGUUCCCAACUCCUGCCUCCAGACUGGCCCUGACUGACAUCCUGGAGCAAGAACAGUGUUUCUACAAAGUCCGCAUGCAGGCCUGCUUUUGUUUAGCCAGGAUAGCCAACGCCAUGGUGAGCACGUGGCAGGGCCCGCCAGCCAUGAAGUCCCUGUUCACCAGGAUGUUCUGCUGUAAGAGCUGCCCCAACAUCGUAAAGACCAACAGCUUCAUCAACUUCCAGAGCUACUUCCUGCAAAAGACGAUGCCAGUUGCCAUGGCAUUGCUCAGAGAUGUCCAGAACCUCUGUCCCAAAGACGUCCUCAACUUUAUCCUGGACCUCAUCAAGUACAACGACAACAGAAAAAACAAAUUUUCAGACAACUACUACCGUGCAGAACUGAUUGAAGCACUGACCAAUUCCCUGACCCCAGCCAUCAGCAUCAACAACGAGGUGCGGACAGUGGACAAUUUAAAUGGCGACGUCCGGCUCAUCCUGGAGGAGAUCACCCGAUUCCUCAACAUGGAGAAACUGCUGCCGAGCUUCAGAAACACCAUCACUGUCAGUUGUCUGAGAGCAAUCCGUCAGCUUCAGAAGAACGGCCACAUCCCCAGCGACCCUUUACUCUUCAAGUCCUACGCUGAGUACGGACACUUCGUAGAUGUUCGCAUUGCUGCCCUGGAGGCUCUGGUGGACUAUACAAGAGUUGAAAGAAGUGCAGCAGAGCUGCAGUGGCUGCUCAUCAUGGUGCAGAACGACCCGACUCAUUAUGUCAGACAUAAGAUCCUGGGGAUGCUAUGUAAGAAUCCACCGUUCACAAAGAUGACAGACUCGGCUCUGUGUAAUGAAGCGCUGGUCGACCAACUCUGGAAGCUCAUGAACUCAGGUACCUCACAUGACUGGCGGCUCCGAUGCGACGCUGUGAACCUCUACUACACACUGUUUGGUCUGACCCGUCCCUCCUGCCUGCCCCUGCCUGAACUGGGCCUCGUGCUCAACCUGAAGGAGAAGAAAGCUGUGCUCAACCCUACCAUCAAGCCCGAGCUCGGUGUCAGCACCGUCAUGGACACACCUGCCAGUAUAGGCAUCCACGGCGUUGGCAUGAGCUACGCAGCUGUGGAUGAAGAGCCAGAUCCUAUUUCAUUAGGGGUAUGCGGGGUGGGCCAACCACCUCAGGGCCUGAAGAGGAAGGCUGACACCCCACUGGGGUCCCCUCCAGAACCGGGACAGGUAUUGCAGCAACAGGAUGAUGAUGCAAGAGGAGGGCGCUACAAGAUCAGGUUUAACACCAUGGAAGAAGAAGAUAUUGAUAUGGAGACUGUUCAUGACAGUCAAGCCUUCAUCCACCAUCAUCUCAAUCUGUUAGAGAGACCCUCUACACCAGGUAAAGAGCCGCCGUCGGUCGAACAGUCUAUGCUCUCCAUGCCCGCCACGCCGGCGCCCUCCUUCUCUAAAGAGACCACCUCCUCAUCCUCUAAACAUGGCAGCGAGCACGGCCACCACCAUCACCACCACCACCACGAGCACAAGAAGAAGAAGAAGAAGCACAAACACAAACACAAGCACAAGCACAAACACGAAAGCAAAGACAAGGAGAAGGAGAGGGAGAGGGACAACUCGCACGCCUACAGCAACAGCCCCGCCAGCGGCAGGUCCUUGCGCUCGCCGUCUCUGUCUGACUAAACAUCUGGACAGAUGUUAACUGGAUACAUCCAUCUCACACUAGCAGACUCGGAUCCCUGUGUGACACUCAGUGGAAGAAAAAACGUUCGGUUUAUCUAAAUAUUCAUGACUCAGUGAUGAAUGAAUGACAAGGUAGGUUUGGUGUUCCUCAGCAGAAACAGCAACAGGAAACAUGGACUGUAAACCCUCCAGAGGCGUCCUUGUGCCUUGUGUGUCUCUCUCACACACACACACACACACACACACACACACACACACACACACACACAGCAUGCAGGAGUUUGUGGGCACUGCUUCCAGGCCGUCUGGGGCAUGAAACCACACACCUCUCUCCACAAACAGUCUCAGCCGACCUCGUACGCCCGUCCCUGCUGCACAGACACCACUGUGGUGUGUCUCGUCCCCACAGCUGAAUCCCAACAUUCAGUGAGUGGCUU
Molecule: messenger RNA, 4085 nt
Organism: Seriola dumerili (greater amberjack)
Lineage: Eukaryota; Metazoa; Chordata; Actinopteri; Carangiformes; Carangidae
Gene: taf2
Product: TATA-box binding protein associated factor 2
Exons: 27
Coding region: 1-3648 (1215 amino acids)
Biological process (GO): transcription initiation at RNA polymerase II promoter
Cellular component (GO): transcription factor TFIID complex
Molecular function (GO): RNA polymerase II general transcription initiation factor activity; chromatin binding; transcription cis-regulatory region binding
Source: RefSeq, a predicted model, not a curated record